This is a messenger RNA of Pristis pectinata (smalltooth sawfish), 4574 nucleotides long. It is a transcript of the gene ska3, whose product is annotated as spindle and kinetochore associated complex subunit 3. Bases 82 to 1476 code for a protein of 464 amino acids. Gene Ontology annotation, cellular component: spindle microtubule; outer kinetochore. The record is from RefSeq and is a predicted model, not a curated record. Gene Ontology annotation, biological process: chromosome segregation; mitotic cell cycle. NCBI's taxonomy places the organism in Eukaryota, Metazoa, Chordata, Chondrichthyes, Rhinopristiformes, Pristidae. The transcript has 10 exons.
CUGAACACGAAUAAGGUUCUGUGAGGGCGACCGUUAAGUCGGUAAAAAUCACCAGCUUCUGACUUUUUGCUUCCAACAGAGAUGGAUGUAACAGCUAAUUUUUUCACCAAGUUGAGAAUACUUGCAGUAAACUUGGAGAAAGAGACCAAAUAUUUGGAUUAUGCUUUGAAUAAUGAUUAUGAUCAUGAAGAAGCUGCUCCCAUGAAGAUCCUUCAUGAAUUACAUUCAGAAGUUAGAAAUAUUAAGGCAGAUCUUCAUAAAAAAUUAGAAACUCUUGAAACAGAAAACAGAGAGAACAGUAUAUUAAUUAGAGCUUUCCAGACCCUGCAUCAGAAGAAUAGUGCAGACCUUGAGGAAAUCGAAGAACACUUUCAAAAUUACGGGUAUGAGCCCUUGCAUAAAAAAGAUGAAGAACUACAGGUGAAACUGAUGGAAACCGAAACUGAAGUGGCUGAAAAUUCUGAACCUGAGCCUGAAUCAAAAAGUGAUGAAGUUACUACUCCAUCACAUGAGAAGCCUUCACUGAAUGACCCUUUGCGUACCCCCCAGCUUGAAGAUUUUGGACUUGGUCAUUUAAUGUUUCAAAGUGCUUGGGGAGUACCAGAAUGUCCCCUGCCUUCAGAUCCCAAAGUAGCUCAGGAAUUCUCUGGAAAUUGCAAUAUGCAUUCUUCCACAUUUCAAGAUCCAAUUAGGCCAAAGACACCAAAGCGCACAUUGCAGCUGGGUGAUGAUAUGCUUCUUACUCCCAAAAUGGAAAGUUUUGAAAUUAUUGAACAUACAGGCUGUGUCAAUGACUUUACUUUGGCACUGUAUAAUAAACGUGACCAACUGAAGAUCAACAGUUGUAAUCCUCUACCAACUGCAGAAGAUCAUCCACAGAAAGCCUCCUCAUCAAAACAGAUUGUACAGAAUGACUUUUUGCCUUGCAUGUCACACCAAUCAGUGCUAAAUGCAGAUAUGUUAGAUUCUCCUUUGCCUCCUGUGUUCUGUACACCUGGUUUGAAAAUACAUAAAUAUAACUGCCAAGUUCCAAUGGAUGAAGACAGAAAAUCAGAUGGUUCAAUUCCUUCACCAGUACUACCAAAUUUUGAAACACCCUGGCUGAAAAAGCAAUGUACUUCUCAAAAUCUUAAAAAUGAGGGAACUAAGGCAUGUGUACAAGAAGAAACAUCAGAUGAGCUUGGUUUAGAAGAACCUCAGCCACCAGCUAUGAGCUCCGACAAUUACUUUCUGAACGGAUACUACAAAUCGCCAUCGCCACCACCAAUGAUGACUAAUUAUGAAAUUCUUCUUGAUACACCAAAAGUCCCAGAAAUGACCACGCAAAUUCCAAGUGAUGUUCUGAAGAUUCUGUCAUUUUAUGAUGCAAAUUUAAGGACUCCUGAUGGACAUAAAUCCAGCAAAGAAAAUUUGACUUCUUUUAAUCUAAUGACUCCUGUACCAAAGAAUAAGUUUGAGAAGGAAAAUAGAAAGUGACUGUACAUUUAAGUUUUGGUGCAAGAAAUUCAAAAAUGGGAUAAUGCAUCGGAGUAGUUAGAAAAUUCAGAAUAUGACCAGAAGAGUGGUUCUGGAAGAGGGUCUGUGUCAAGAGUGGAAGUAUCAGUAGAUCCACAUAUUCUUAAGUGGUUCAUAUAAAUAGUACUAUAGAAUAAAUGUUCAGUUAUUAAUGAAGCAUAAAAAGUUGUUUCCAUAUUCUCAGCACAUUGCAAGGGUAGAUCAAAGAAUUACUUUAAAGAGUAAUGCACAACUGUUAUGUGAAGAAAAAUUAUUUUUGAGGCUGUAUAUUGUUGGAGUAACAUGCAUUACUUGAAGCUAAGUGAGUGAUUUUUGACAUUCAGUGUGUGAUUAUGGAAUUGAUUUCCUUCCCAAAUUCAAACAAAAUUCUAACACUUUGGACAUGGUGAUCAUAAUUUGUGUAAAAUUCUUAAUUUUUGUACAUAAGAUUUAUAUAAAAUUAAUUGUGUAUAUUUUCAUUAGCAAAUAAAAAUAUUAUAGACUUGGAUUGCAAAAAGAUUUCAAACACUCACUUUAAUUGAAGAACCAGGAUCAAGAAACAGCCAGGGCAGAAAGUUGGGGAGGAAACCCCAAAUCAAACUCAUUUCCAUGUUUUGUCCUUUCUGCUAAUCCAGUAAUUCCAUUUUUAUUUUCCGUUGUUAUCCAUGUUGUAUAUUUUUCAACUGGUAUCAUGCGUGUUAAUUAAUGUCAAAAGGAUUACUACAUAAUUUAAGCCUUUUUAACUGGCAAUCAAACUUUAUACAGAUGUUAUUUCAAGAUAUCUUUUUAAAAGUUUGAAGAUUUAUGCUUGUGAUCAGGAUUUCCUAAUGGUUUUUAUUUUUCUUGCAAUAACUUUGUGGAUAUUUAUCAAUAUUGUACGGUUAAACUUCUCCAUUAAAGCCUAUAAUAAUUUACCAGCUUUUUAACAUCAUACAUUUGGGAGUUUACACUACAUAGGUAUUGCUUUACUUAGCUGUCAUUUCAAAUAUUGGUAGCAACCAGUGUGCACAAUUAACUAAUCACUUUGUUUUGGGCUUCCUGUGCUAUACCAAGGAUACUCUGCACAGUAGAACUAAGAGGAGCUAGUCAUUUAGAGAAGCUUAAUGGAAUUAAACCAAGACAAUAUAGUUUUAUGAAAGGUAGAUCAUGUUUGAAAAAUUUGCUAGAGUUCUUCAAGGAUGUAAGCAGAAUUGAUAGAGGGGAACCUUGUGGAUGUGAUGUAUUUUGAUUUCCACAAGGCACUUGGUAAGGUGCCACAUUAAAGGCUAAUAUACUAAAGAGCCAUGGCAUAGGGGGAAGUAUUUUAGCAUGGAUUGAAGUUUUGUUAUCACAUAGAAGAGUCAGAAUAAAUGUAUUUUUCAGGUGGAAGGAUGUAGUUCUGAGUCUCCACAGAUCGGUUCUUGGCGUUGCUUAUUUUCUAUUUGUAUUAAUGAUCUGAAGAAGGGGGUAGAGUGCAAGACAAUUUGCCAAUGACACAAAAUAGCUGGGAAGGUAUGUUGCGAUGAGGAUAUUUAGAGCCUGCAACAGCCUUGUAGGUGUGUUGAAUGAGUGGAUGAAAAUCUGGAAUGUAGUUUAGUGUAGGAGAAUGCAAGGUCAGGCACUUAAGAGGAGUCAAAAGGCAGAUUAUUAAACGAAUGGAGAAAGAUUGUAGAUAAAUGAAGUACAGAGGGAUCUAGGUGUUUUUAUGUGCAAAUUGCAAAAAGUUAGCAGACAGGUAGAGCAACUAGCAUAUUGGCCUUUAUUGCGCAAGGGCUGGAGUUUAGAAAUAGGGAAGCAAUGUUUCAAUUGUACAGGAAAAAUUGGUGAGACUAUACCUUGGAGUAUUGUGCAGAGUUUUAGUCCCCUUAUUUAAGAAAGGUUAUACUAGCAUUAUAAGUGGUCCAAAAGAAAUUUACUAACUUAAUGCCUGGAUAAGAGUUGUUCCUACUAUUAGUAGCUAAAGAAACUCAACCAAGGGGCCAUAAUUACAAUAUAUGGGAGUGCUCAUUAAAACUUAGGUGAGUAGGAACUUCUCAGACUGGUGAACCUUUGGAAUUGUCUAAGCUGGGUCGUGAAGGCUAGAUCAUUGGAUGUAUUUAAAAUGGUAAUGAUUUCUCCAAAUCAAGUUUAGCUAUGGAAGCUCAUGGGUUCAAGCUAGGCUUGUCUCUUUGUUGGAUACGUGGAUUGAUCUCCAUGUCCUAGUCAGAUAUCCUCUCAACAUUUUCCCAUUAGGUUGAUGACUGGACUUUUGCUACUUCGUGUGCUUGUACAGAUCUCCAAGUUUAUUACUUUUGCUGCCAAUUUCUAUCCUGGUCUGUAUGACACUUGCCUUCCCUUUCUUGAUAUCGCCAUCUCUUAGGGGAUAGAUUAGCUACCAAAAUCCAUUAUAAGCCAACUGACUCCCAUACCUUUCUUGACUACAGCUCCCUUCCCCUCACCAGUAAGAGUUCCAUUCCAGUCUGUCAUAGCUACUCUGUCUAGGAUUUCUACACUAGUGACUUUAGUUAAGAAAGAAGAUGUCUAUAGUUUUCUAGGAUUUCUACACUAGUGACUUUAGUUAAGGAAGAAGAUGUCUAUAGUUUUCUAAGAUAACUGACAGGGCUCUCCACUGCAUCUCCUGUUUCCUGCACACAGCUGCUCCCACACCUCUGCUCUCAGCCAGAUCAAAGAUAGGAUUUCCCUUGUUCUCACCUCCAGCUCACCAGCCUCUAAUUCAUUGAAUCAUCCUCCAUAAUUUCUAAUCACCUCCAAAAGAAUUCCACCCCAGACAGAUCUUCCACUUGCCUUGCCUUUUAGCAUUUCAAAUGGACUGUUCCCUGCUUCCCUCUCCACAAACAAGUCCCCUGGUUGUAGUGUGGUCCCAUAUGACUUUCAAUACCUGCUCUUUUAUCUGUACCCUUCUCACAAUCCAUGUACAUAAAGCAGCAAUUCACUACCACUUCCAAUUUAGUAACCUCUACUUUGGACAGAUUGGGUGACCUAAUACAGAACAGCUUUGUUUUAUCUGGAAGGGUGACUCUGAGCUUCCAGUCUUUAAUUCUCUGUCCACCAUUCCCACUCUACCCUGCUUUUAACCUCCUACAUUGAAGGUAAGAAAUCUU